Anopheles aquasalis is the source of this 731-nucleotide messenger RNA. RefSeq names its product general odorant-binding protein 68-like. The record is from RefSeq and is a predicted model, not a curated record. NCBI's taxonomy places the organism in Eukaryota, Metazoa, Arthropoda, Insecta, Diptera, Culicidae. Gene Ontology annotation, molecular function: odorant binding.
AUGGCUAUCAGUAGAAACCACCGAGGAGCAUCGUCAUCGAGCAGCAUGUGGCUGGUGUUGCUCUUUGCCGGCUGUGCUGUUCUGCAAUCGGUCAACGGAGCUGGGAGUGGAGCCUGCAAAACGAUUCCGGAAAACGAUAAAUCGAUGACGCAAGAUGAACGUUGCUGUACCACACCGAUGGUGUUUGCAAAUGCGACGCUAGACGAGUGCUGGAAAGGUGUGUCCGAUUCUGGCAAGCUGGAACCGGAAAAAGCCUGCGAAUUUUCCAACUGCAUCAUGAAGAAGCACAAGUUCGUCAAGGCCAACGGGCAGCUCGAUGGAGACCAGAUUCGGACGUACCUGAAGGAGCAGCUGGAAACGACUCCCGAAUGGAAAACGCUAAUGGAGAAGGUCGUACUGGAGGAGUGUGGUCCGAUGAUCGAAAAAGGUCGCGAGGACAUCAAGAAGGUGAUGCAACAGUUCGUCGGUCAAUGUGAUCCGAUGAAUGGCGUGUUGAUAACCUGUGCCCUCGGGAAAGUCCAUGCGAAUUGUCCUUCCGCUGAUUGGAAUGAUUCCAAACUGUGUAACGAAUUCAAGAGCUACUUCUCCAAGUGCACGGAUACGUUGGAGAACAUGAAUGAGAUGUUUUUGGCGUUCGAGGCCAAAAAGAUUGCCGAUGGAGGACGCUAAGCAGCUGGAUGGAUGGAUGAACCGAAUGGUUCCUCGAUUCCCUGAUGAUGCAGACCAAGGCC